GAAAAAUAUAUGAUUAAGGUUCUCAACCCCACCGCACUUGCAGAAAGGUGAGUACCUAACCCCUAUCCGGGCCAGGUGUUCCCCCACCGCGCAGUGUCCAGUUCUCAUUCUAAUUAUAGUAGUUAUAUGGCGUCUGUCUAUGUAGCCCAUAUGGUUACUAGCAGAACGCAAUAAAGAAGAGGAUUUAGAACCGUCUUGUUUAACAUAUUCAUUUAAAAUGCAACAUGAUGAUGUAGUGUGGAGCAUCAUAAACAAAACGUUCUGUUCCUACAAAGUGAACACGAAAACCCAGAAACUUUGCAAGAAUGAAUACAAUCUCACAGGUUUGUGUAAUCGAUCUUCAUGUCCUCUAGCUAACAGUCAGUAUGCCACCGUUCGAGAACAAAAUGGUAUUAUAUAUCUCUAUAUGAAAACGGCUGAACGUUCGGCUUUUCCUAAUAAGUUAUGGGAGAAAGUAAAGCUCUCCAGGAAUUUUGAAAAAGCAAUACACCAAAUUAACGAGAACUUGCUGUACUGGCCUGGAUUUAUUAAAUCAAAAUGUAAACAGAGGUUUGUGAAGAUCACUCAGUAUUUAAUAAGGAUGCGAAAACUGAAACUACGAAGGCAGAAACUGUUGGUGCCCAUUCAAAAGAACAUUGAGAGACGUGAAAAAAGAAGAGAAGAAAAAGCUCUUAUUGCUGCUAGAAUUGAAAAGGGAGUUGAGAAAACUCUUCUGGAUAGGCUCAAAGAGGGAGUGUAUCAGGAUCUUUAUAAUAUACCACAGACAGCCUUCCAAGAAGCAGAAAGGGAGGAUGAAGUGGAGGAGGAAUUAGAAUUUGAAAGGGAAACAGAAGGGGAUACACAAUUUAUUGCAGCUGAUUCUGAUGAUGAAAGUGAUCUGGAUAGUGACAGUGGGCAAUUAGAACAUGCAACUCUUGAUAGUAGCUUUGAAUCUUCUGAUGGCUCCGAUAUUGAGGACAUUUCAUUACCUUCACCAUCAAAGAAAAAGGCAAAACUGAAAAAGAAUAACAGUAAAAAGUCGGAUCAGGAUUCUAAGAAAAGACCUAGGAUUGAAAUAGAGUAUGAAAUUGAAACCAAUGUUAAAGAAAAGUUACAGGGAUAUUAAGCAUUUAAUUUUUUUUUGUAUUAUUUUGGUUUUGUCCCUAAUAAACCAAGUUUUUUAAAAUUAAACUCCACUAUUUAAUAAAAGUCAUUAAAAGCCCAUAAAGUAAAGUUUAUU
Cylas formicarius (sweet potato weevil) is the source of this 1219-nucleotide messenger RNA. It is a transcript of the gene Rbm13, whose product is annotated as protein MAK16 homolog. Gene Ontology annotation, cellular component: preribosome, large subunit precursor; nucleolus. NCBI's taxonomy places the organism in Eukaryota, Metazoa, Arthropoda, Insecta, Coleoptera, Brentidae. The record is from RefSeq and is a predicted model, not a curated record. The transcript is spliced from 8 exons. Bases 218 to 1105 code for a protein of 295 amino acids. Gene Ontology annotation, biological process: maturation of 5.8S rRNA; maturation of LSU-rRNA.